CCACCAAUCUAGGAAGUGGCUGGGCCACAGGGACUGCAUAUGUAAAGCCCUACUUCAUAUUAAUAAGCUCCAAUCGGGGCUUUAAGUCCUUGAUUAGAAGAGUGCCAGAGCUUUUGGUCCCAACUGGCUGUGCUUAUAGGCUUGUCACCAGGAGAACAUUUGUGUUAAUUGCACUGCUCUGUCAGGGAAAACUUUGAUUUAUAGAGGGGGUUUGCUCAAAUUAUGGUUGCAGAGCGCACAUGGAUUCGGUAGAACUUUGCCUGCCUGAGUGUUUUUCCCUGCACUACGAAGAAGAGUAGGCUCCUCUGCAGAAUGUCCAGCAAGGAUCGGCACAUCGACUCCAGCUGUCCCUCGUACAUCAAGACUGAACCGUCCAGUCCGGCCUCGCUCACAGACAGCAUUAACCAGCACAGUCCCGGGGGCUCGUCGGAUGCCAGCGGCAGCUAUAGCUCGACCAUGAACGGCCACCAGAAUGGGCUGGACUCGCCUACGCUCUAUGGCCCCACGACGGGCCUGGGGGCCAACGGGGCGGCCCGGAAGCGGUACGACGACUGCUCGAGCACCAUCACGGAGGACUCCCAGACCAAGUGCGAAUACAUGCUCAACUCCAUGCCCAAGCGCCUGUGCCUGGUGUGUGGCGACAUCGCCUCCGGCUACCAUUAUGGGGUCGCCUCCUGUGAAGCCUGCAAGGCCUUCUUCAAGCGGACGAUUCAAGGAAACAUCGAGUACAGCUGUCCGGCCACCAAUGAAUGUGAAAUCACAAAGCGCAGGCGCAAAUCCUGCCAGGCCUGUCGCUUCAUGAAGUGUCUAAAAGUCGGGAUGAUGAAGGAAGGAGUCCGCCUAGACAGAGUACGAGGGGGCCGUCAGAAAUACAAGCGACGGAUAGAUGCAGAGAACAGCCCGUACCUGAACCCGCAGCUGGUGCAGCCGGCCAAAAAGCCAUUCCCAUUUGGCUGCCUUGCAGAUAACAAGAUUGUGUCCCACUUACUGGUGGCUGAGCCAGAGAAGAUCUACGCCAUGCCGGACCCCACGGUCCCCGACAGCGACAUCAAGGCUCUGACGACGCUCUGCGACUUGGCUGACAGGGAGCUCGUCGUCAUCAUCGGGUGGGCCAAACAUAUCCCAGGAUUCUCCACUCUGUCCCUCGCCGACCAAAUGAGCCUUUUACAAAGCGCGUGGAUGGAAAUCCUCAUCCUCGGGGUCGUCUACCGCUCCCUCUCCUUCGAGGACGAACUGGUUUAUGCGGAGGACUACAUCAUGGACGAGGAGCAGUCCAAGCUGGCCGGCCUCCUGGAGCUCAACAACGCCAUCCUGCAGCUGGUGAAGAAAUACAAGAGCAUGAAGCUGGAGAAGGAGGAGUUCGUCACCCUCAAGGCGAUCGCCCUCGCCAACUCAGAUUCAAUGCACAUAGAAGAUGUGGAGGCCGUUCAGAAACUGCAGGAUGUUUUGCACGAGGCCCUUCAAGACUAUGAGGCCAGUCAGCACGUGGAGGACCCCCGCCGGGCCGGCAAAAUGCUCAUGACCCUCCCGCUGCUGCGGCAGACGUCCACCAAGGCCGUGCAGCAUUUCUACAGCAUCAAACUGGAGGGCAAGGUGCCCAUGCACAAACUCUUCUUAGAAAUGCUCGAGGCCAAGGUCUGACUUGGAGGGUCCCGGCCUCCGCUUGUCGCGCACAGAGAACGAGCCAGGCCACCGCCACCGCUUCCAAGGGGAGACCACGGGAAGACAUUCAAAGUUAGACAACUUGAAGACAAUGGAAACUUUUGGGUUUUUAUUAUUCUAAUUUUUUUUUUAUGUUAAACAAACAGCAACUUUAAAACGAGUCAACAAUUAACUAACGACUGCACUGAGUGUUUCGCGCUAAGACUGGGAAUCAGCUUUCGACUCUCUCUUCGUCGGACUUGAACGCACCUUGGUGCUCUUCUGAAACUUGUCUUUUUUUCCAUAAAAGUUGUCUCUACAUGACGCAAGAAGGAAGCCAGCCCUGCCAAAGGAUGGAAGUCCAUGCCAUGGAUACCAGCGAAUUUCCCACUAACGUCCCCACGUAGCGAAAGGAAUCAAGCUGAAGGCGUCUCACCUUGCAGUCCGGCGUGGCGCAUCGCGGUAUCGGGUUUUCGACGAGCAGUCUCUAAUUAAAUGACCGAGUGUCGUUUCAGUCGGCUGUUUCUUAUCAUUGUGUUCUCCUUCUAGAUCAGUUACAGCCAUUUGAUUCCUUCCUUCAUUGUUUUCUUUCAAGUCUUCCAGAUCCUUCAUAGGUUUUCGUAACUUAUCGCUACUCUUUCAGGGAAUACUUUAAGCUUUAUUCACUCAUGCAAUACAAGAACAACGACAACGAAUAUACUGCAUUUCUUUUUCAAUGCGGCAUAAGCAAUGAAGAACAACGAUGAAGGACAAAAGAAAAAAAGAAAAAAAACAAUAGUAAUAAAAAAAAAACUUUUAAGAAAGAUUUUUUUAUAAUAUUUUGUUGAUAAUUAAUUGAGAUUUUUUGUAACAGCUUUAACACUUUCAGCCAUUUUAUUAAUUGUGUGAAUUUUCUCUUCUUGAGCAAUAGUUCUUAAAACAAAAAAGGGAAGGUGCAUAUGAAGCUAUAUGCAAUUUUCGUUGUGUGCCAGUCUAGUCAAGGACGCAGUUUGUUUGUUUGUUUGUUUGUUUGUUUGUUUUUCCUUUUGUUCAUUUCUCUAAAUAAAGACGUGCUUCUUCCGAGAUUGAAUCCCACUGUUAGAUUACAACGCGCGCGCACAAACACACGCAAAUCAAGGAGGACGACGACGACGACAACAUGGAUCGGUUAAGGCGACGGGACUGGCCAGGCUGACGAGCACUCGGAGCCGCGGCCAUGUUUGUGCGAAGCGAGUCCCUCCAAGCACCUUCCAGAUGGAUCUGGAUUACGUCAGUCAAGUAGUAGGCGAGGAGCUUCUGGCUUCCUCCGUUAGCGUAAAAUCAAGAUUGUAAGCCAAGCCGAAGCCGCGUAUUGGAACAAAAGGAAAUUUCGUACUCCUGCUUUCUGAAUGUUUCACGUUUGCUCUGCUUCUUCUUCUCCAGCCUUGGGGUUCUCUUUUCCUUUGGCACAGUCGUCGUCACCAUCUGUCGUUGUUUUCUCUUUGGUCGAACGUUGCGUUGGAGGCCUGUCGUCUUUCUUGUUCUCGUGAUGUUUCUUAAUUGCUUUACUUGUUUUUUUCU
This is a messenger RNA of Erpetoichthys calabaricus (reedfish), 3180 nucleotides long. RefSeq names its product estrogen-related receptor gamma a (gene esrrga). Lineage: Eukaryota; Metazoa; Chordata; Cladistia; Polypteriformes; Polypteridae. Gene Ontology annotation, molecular function: steroid binding; zinc ion binding; nuclear steroid receptor activity. Gene Ontology annotation, biological process: regulation of DNA-templated transcription. The record is from RefSeq and is a predicted model, not a curated record. Gene Ontology annotation, cellular component: nucleus. The transcript is spliced from 7 exons. The coding region runs from base 313 to 1641 and encodes 442 amino acids.